UGAACACAUGAAACUGGAGCACAGGGAAGCGCAGCUAAAAACGCUUGUCUCUAGGAGCCCUUAGUGGAGCUAAAUGCACAUGAUAAUAUUUGUCUUUAAUGAUACUUUUAAUCUCGUCACCGUGAUAGAUGUUUCACUAAUUGUUUCUAUUUACCAGGAAUCAUCUGGCACCAACACCAGCCAGGAAAGCCCAGAGGAAGAGGAUCUGGGAAAUGAGGAGGAGCCGGAGGAAAGUGCUCAGGAAGAACAAGUGAUUGAGCACGAGGGGGAGAAUUCCAUCAACUCCCCCCAACCACCAACCCAAUCCAUCAACUUCCUCCACUGUCAGGAAUCAUCUGGCACCAACAACUGCCAGGAAAGCCCAGAGGAAGAGGAUCUGGGAAAUGAGGAGGAGCCGGAGGAAAGUGCUCAGGAAGAACAAAUGAUUGAGCACGAGGGGGAGAAUUCCAUCAACUCCCCCCAAUCACCAACCCAAUCCAUCAACUUCCUCCACUGUCAGGAAUCAUCUGGCACCAACACCAGCCAGGAAAGCCCAGAGGAAGAGGAUCUGGGAAAUGAGGAGGAGCCGGAGGAAAGUGCUCAGGAAGAACAAGUGAUUGAGCACGAGGGGGAGAAUUCCAUCAACUCCCCCCAACCACCAACCCAAUCCAUCAACUUCCUCCACUGUCAGGAGGAAAACAAAACUCCGCUCUCAAAGAUACUCCCGAAAACCGAGAAACAUUUAAAAAUCGGAAGAGUCAUCGGAGAGGGUCCAUUUUGUCGAGUUCAUCUGGGAUGGCAUAUUGACCUACAAAAAGAAGUGACCAUAAAGAUCAUCAAUGACCCGGAGAAUGAAAAAUACCAGGAAGAAGAACUAGAAAUUCUCCGGAAGGUCACCGGCCACCACAAUGUCAUCAAGUUUUACGGGGCAUUUUAUCACCGGGCCCCGCGCAGGAGCACGCCAAAUAAAGGUCUAUCGAUCUCUAUGGAACUGUGCACUGGUGGGACCAUCCGUGACCUCAUGAGCGGAAGGAAAAACAAUUCUUUGGGCGAGAAGUGGACGGCUUAUAUCUGUAAAGAGGUGAUAAAGGGUCUGUGCCACCUAGAGACAGUGGAAGUCAUCCAUCAUGACAUCAAGCCCAUCAAUCUAAUGCUGACAUCAUCCGGCAAUGUUAAGAUUGGUAAGUGAUACUUGGGGGUUAUUUAUCAAAGUCUGCUUUCAUCUCAACAUGUUCUGCUGCAAACACUGAUCAAAUCUUAUUGGCUUUAUUGCGCUUAUUUAUUAUUACAUUUUCCCAA
Molecule: messenger RNA, 1278 nt
Organism: Xenopus laevis (African clawed frog)
Lineage: Eukaryota; Metazoa; Chordata; Amphibia; Anura; Pipidae
Product: mitogen-activated protein kinase kinase kinase 3-like
Exons: 12
Coding region: 74-1168 (364 amino acids)
Source: RefSeq, a predicted model, not a curated record